AUGAGCGUAAUCCGACAACAACAAUGGAUACAGCACUAUACAGAAUUACUGCAAGAACGACGUCCACAAUACGAAGAAAUGGAAAACCCAGUUAGCGUCCAAGAAGGUCUAAAAGUGGGUAGAUCCUGCGGACCAGAAGGAAUAUAUGCAGAGCUCGACAAGAAUGGUACCCAAAAACUUUUCCAUCUGCUUGCUACAAUAUUCAACCGAUACAUCAACGGGGAAGAUGUUCCAGAUACUUGGAGAGUGGCUUAUUUAUCUUCAAUCCAUAAAAAAAGGAGAAAAGACGUAUGCUCGAACUACAGAGGCAUAUCAGUUACAAGUACGCUUAGCAGAAUGUACGGAAGAAUUUUAAGAACCCUAAUUGAUAAAGAAUUGGACGAAGAGGAGGAGCAAUGCGGAUUCAGGGCUGGGAGGUCUUGUACCGACAAUGUAUUUUGUAUGAGAUAA
Messenger RNA from Harmonia axyridis, 450 nucleotides. RefSeq lists its product as uncharacterized. Lineage: Eukaryota; Metazoa; Arthropoda; Insecta; Coleoptera; Coccinellidae. The record is from RefSeq and is a predicted model, not a curated record. The transcript has 2 exons. The coding region runs from base 1 to 450 and encodes 149 amino acids.